Messenger RNA from Solanum verrucosum, 524 nucleotides. Its product is annotated as probable histone H2AXb. Bases 85 to 513 code for a protein of 142 amino acids. Gene Ontology annotation, molecular function: DNA binding; protein heterodimerization activity; structural constituent of chromatin. The transcript is spliced from 2 exons. Gene Ontology annotation, cellular component: nucleosome. The record is from RefSeq and is a predicted model, not a curated record. NCBI's taxonomy places the organism in Eukaryota, Viridiplantae, Streptophyta, Magnoliopsida, Solanales, Solanaceae.
CGUAUCACAUUUCACCAUCUUCCUUCUCUCUGUCUCUGCAACUCCGAAUCUAGGGUUAGGGUUUUUUCGUAAGAGAAAAAAAAAAUGACUUCAGGUGCUGGAGCAGGUAAAGGCGGCGCCGGAAGAGGCAAGCCAAAGGCAACGAAAUCGGUUUCUCGAUCUUCAAAAGCCGGUCUUCAAUUUCCCGUCGGUAGGAUCGCUCGUUUCCUUAAGGCAGGAAAGUACGCUGAACGUGUCGGUGCUGGUGCUCCUGUGUAUCUCUCCGCCGUCCUUGAGUAUCUCGCCGCUGAGGUGUUGGAGUUGGCUGGGAAUGCUGCUAGAGACAACAAGAAGAAUCGAAUUGUGCCUAGGCACAUUCAGUUGGCUGUGAGGAAUGAUGAGGAGUUGAGCAAGCUGUUGGGUCAUGUUACCAUUGCUAAUGGAGGUGUUUUGCCCAACAUUCACCAGAAUUUGUUGCCUAAGAAGGCUGGAUCUGGAAAGGGUGAUAUUGGCUCUGCAUCUCAGGAGUUUUAGAUGUAAAUGGG